Sporothrix brasiliensis 5110 is the source of this 978-nucleotide messenger RNA. RefSeq names its product glucosamine-6-phosphate deaminase. Bases 1 to 978 code for a protein of 325 amino acids. Lineage: Eukaryota; Fungi; Ascomycota; Sordariomycetes; Ophiostomatales; Ophiostomataceae. Gene Ontology annotation, biological process: carbohydrate metabolic process; N-acetylglucosamine catabolic process; N-acetylneuraminate catabolic process. The record is from RefSeq and is a predicted model, not a curated record. The transcript has 3 exons. Gene Ontology annotation, molecular function: glucosamine-6-phosphate deaminase activity; identical protein binding. Gene Ontology annotation, cellular component: cytoplasm.
AUGCGCCUUCUUGUCCGACCUGACCCCGAAGCGGCCUCCCGCUACGUGGCGGACUACAUUGUUGACCGCAUCAAUGCCUUUGCGCCGUCGGCCGAGCGGCCCUUUGUGCUCGGCCUGCCCACCGGCUCCAGCCCGCUGCUCAUCUACCGCUUCCUGGUCGCCGCCUACGCCGCCGGCCGCGUCUCCUUCCGCCACGUCGUGACGUUCAACAUGGACGAGUACGUGGCCCUGCCGCGCGACCACCCGCAGUCGUACCACAGCUUCAUGUUCGCCCACCUGUUCCGCCACAUCGACAUCCCGGCCGACCACGUGCGCAUCCUCGACGGCAACCCGCCCGGCGGCGACUACGCGGGCGAGUGCGCCCGCUACGAGGCGGCCAUCCGCGCCGUCGGCGGCAUCGAGCUGUUCCUGGGCGGCGUCGGCAGCGACGGCCACCUUGCCUUUAACGAGCCGGGGUCGUCGCUGGCGUCGCGCACGCGCAUCAAGUCGCUGGCGCCCGAGACGCGGCGGGCGAAUGCGCGCUUCUUUGGCGCGGACGCCGCCGCCGUGCCCCAGAUGGCCCUGACGGUCGGCGUGGCCACGGUGCUGGACGCGCGCGAGGUCGUGGUCAUCGCCACCGGGGCGCGCAAGGCGCUGGCGGUGCAGCAGGCGGUCGAGGGCGGCGUGAGCCACAUGUGCACGCUGAGCAGCCUGCAGCUGCACCCGCGCAGUCUGGUGGUGGUCGACGACGAGGCCACCGUGGAGUGCAAGGUGAAGACGAUCAACUACUUUCGCGGCGUCGAGCAGACGGUGCAGUUGGCGUCACAGCCCGGGCUGCCGCGGGCCGCACAGACGCCGCCGCGACUAGACACAGCGGUGGCCGCCAUGGCGGCCGAGAACGGCGAGCUGACCCCAGACAGCAUGUCCUCCCGCAUCGGCAGCCCCAAGAUGUUGGCUGUGCGCUCGGCCACGAUUCCGUUUGCGCUCAUGCGGCAGUGA